Messenger RNA from Haliotis rufescens (red abalone), 815 nucleotides. Its product is annotated as WAP four-disulfide core domain protein 3-like. Gene Ontology annotation, molecular function: serine-type endopeptidase inhibitor activity. The record is from RefSeq and is a predicted model, not a curated record. NCBI's taxonomy places the organism in Eukaryota, Metazoa, Mollusca, Gastropoda, Lepetellida, Haliotidae. The transcript has 4 exons. The coding region runs from base 81 to 791 and encodes 236 amino acids.
UAUCUUAUCUUAUCUUGUCGCACCUAUACCAUGGUCUGGUUGAAAUAGAAGAGCACCUUUACAUCUGUGUACACGUCAAGAUGGUCACAGCAAUAGUUGUGUUGGGGCUCUGUGCUGCAGUGGUACAAGGUGUCCCUUUCAAGCGACAGUUGAUCGGGGCCUGCGUGGAGGAGUGUUCAGUGGUCGGCGUUGGGUUCUUCAGUGGUUGCCCACAUGGUCAGACCUGCCAGUCCAAUGGGUGUGGUCACACGUGUCAAUCCGUCAUCCUGGGCAAACGACAGUCUUUUGGGGCCUGUGUUGAGAUGUGCUCGCCCGCAGGAAGUGGCCGAUUGGACUCGUGUCCCGCAGGAUAUGCCUGCAUGACUAAUGGCUGCGGACAUACUUGUCAGAGUGUGAUGCUCAAAGGAAGAAGCAUCGUGGGACCAACAGUGGUACAAGGUGUCCCUUUCAAGCGACAGUUUGAAUGCCCAGAUGGUCACUGGUGUCAUCCCUACAUUCAGGGCAAACGACAGUCUUUUGGGGCCUGUGUUGAGAUGUGCUCGCCCGCGGGAAGUGGCCGGUUGGACUCAUGUCCCGCAGGAUAUGCCUGCAUGUCUAAUGGCUGCGGGCAUACUUGUCAGAGUGUGAUGCUCAAAGGAAGAAGCAUGGUGGUACCAAAGUGCCCCCCGGUGCUGUGUGAGAUGUACUGUUCUAACGGGUUCGCUACUGGAGCGGAUGGCUGCCCCAUGUGCAGCUGCAACAGUCAUGCAUUCCCUGUGGACCUGCAGAAGCUGUUUGGGACCCUCGGCUAGAUGAUGUGAAUGCAGACGGGUUGA